ACAAGAAGGAAAUUCAGAGAUAGGCAUUUGGGCUUGGCUUAGUUAAGAGGUAAACCCGUUCCACAUAUUACACGUCCAAAACGAUCCACCCGCCAUAUUUUCUGUUGCCAGGAAACCCGCCUAAACCCAACGAACUCCCUCCGCAGUUCUCUACAGAUAAUGCUCUCCCUAUCUACUCUUCCGCCAUCUUCCUUUCUCCGGCCUCACGGCGGCGACCGGAGGCUAUUCCAGCGUCUACAUUAUCCAGAAAGGUGCAAUUUCGAAAAGUUAGGAUCUUACCAGAUCGAGUGCAAGCUCGCAAAAUUGAAGCAGGCUCCUGGGGGCACGAACCCUGAUUCCCUGAUAAAGGAGCCUCACAAGUACUUCGAUCAGGUGAUCAUAUCUGUUCGUUCUGGCGAUGGAGGCCAUGGGGCUAUCCUCAAGAUGCCUAACCAGAGUCCUGCCAAGCCUGUUGGGAAGCUAGAGAAGGAAAAGGCGAGGAUAAAGGGCUCGAUCAAAAGGGAUUUUGACGGGUCGCUUGUUCUGCCUGUUGGUGGGCACGGAGGGGAUAUUGUUGUUUAUGCAGACGAGGGGAGAGAUACGCUGUUGGAGUUGCAUAAAAAGGGGCGGUUCAGUGCCAAAAGAGGUGGAAAUGUGGAUUCCACGGGAGUGUUGACUCCCCAGUUGCGCAAUGGGUUUGCUUCCCCUAGCUUGCGUAUCCCCGUACCACUAGGUACUGUUGUGAAGCAAAAAAGAGGCAAGUUGUUGGCUGAUUUAACGCAACCUGGUCAGGAAAUACUCGUUGCUAGAGGUGGACAAGGAGGGAUUAGCUUGCUGGACGCGCCAGAACAUAAGAAGAAAAAGCUUAUGAGUCUAACCAGUAACGUGCUGAGAGAUGAUAGUGACAAGGUGUUAACUCAUGGGCAGCCUGGGGAGGAAGUUAGUUUGGAGUUAAUUCUACGAGUUGUAGCUGAUGUUGGUUUAGUUGGCCUCCCAAAUGCUGGGAAAUCAACACUUUUGUCCGCUAUUACACUUGCAAAACCUGACAUUGCUGAUUACCCUUUUACAACCUUGAUGCCAAACCUUGGCCGUCUUGAUGGUGAUCCAGCUUUGGGGCCGGAGAUGUAUUCAUCUGCAGCAACAUUGGCAGAUUUGCCUGGUCUUAUAGAGGGUGCUCAUUUGGGCAAGGGUCUUGGACGAAAUUUUCUAAGACACCUUAGGAGGACUCGGGUGCUUGUUCAUGUCGUUGAUGCAGCAGCAGAGGACCCUGUGAAUGACUACAGAACCGUCAGAGAAGAGUUGAGGAUGUACAAUCCCGAGUACCUUCGAAGACCUUAUCUGGUGGUGCUCAAUAAGAUUGACCUUCCUCAGGUGUGUUGAUUCCCUUUCGCUCCUCCAAAUAUCUCAAUGCCCAGUUGUGUGAAUGUCUGACAUACAUCUAUCUACAUGGUUUUCCCCGCAACACUCGAUUUCCUUUCUCCAGGCAAAUGAGAGGCUUCAAUCCUUGACUGAAGAGAUAUCGAGAAUAGGUACGGAUGUGUUGCCAAUGAACCCACAAACGGUGCUUGAGGCAAGUGAUAAAUUGGUUCCUCGUACUUCUGAUGAAGAAGAGGAAAAGGAUUUGGAGGACUAUGCUCGCCCCGUCGCUGUUGUGGGAGUUAGUGUACUGAAAGGGGUCAGGGUAAAGGAGAUGUUGAAGCAGAUUCGAGCGGCCUUACGACAGUGCAGAGAUUCUGAAUGAACCCUUAACAUGGAACACAAGACCAAGAGAAUGAACGUGUAGUGGGAUGAACCCCUUCUAAGCAAUAGCUCAAAACAAAUAUGUUGUAUCCGCUGUACAUAUUUGCCAAGUCAUGCAAGAAACCUUUGUGCUGUGUCUGUGUUCAAUUCAUUUGAACUUAAGGGGUCGUUUGCUUCAAGGAUUUGGUACCAAAAAACCAACUAUCAAGGAUUUAGGUACAAUCCGUUGUUUGCUUGCCCCUUUUUUGGAGACCAAAUCCGUGGGGCCCACGG
This is a messenger RNA of Linum tenue, 1992 nucleotides long. Lineage: Eukaryota; Viridiplantae; Streptophyta; Magnoliopsida; Malpighiales; Linaceae. The record is from the annotation of a GenBank genome assembly.